Aaosphaeria arxii CBS 175.79 is the source of this 777-nucleotide messenger RNA. RefSeq names its product 1,2-dihydroxy-3-keto-5-methylthiopentene dioxygenase. Bases 1 to 525 code for a protein of 174 amino acids. The transcript has 3 exons. Gene Ontology annotation, molecular function: acireductone dioxygenase [iron(II)-requiring] activity. The record is from RefSeq and is a predicted model, not a curated record. Lineage: Eukaryota; Fungi; Ascomycota; Dothideomycetes; Pleosporales.
AUGAAGGCAUACUGGUACGACAAUCUUCCGGGCGACCAGCGCGAGCCACACGACUCCGGCCGCGAGGUACCCUCCUCCUACCUCGAGAAGCUCGGCGUCCUCUACUACAGCUUCCCCGACAUCGCCGACGUGGACGCGCUCGCCUCGUCCCGCUCCUACAAGAACCGCGACGAGAUCACGAUAUCACCCUCGACGCUCCCGGGCUACGAGGAGAAGGUCAAGAACUUUUUCCACGAGCACAUCCACGAGGACGAGGAGAUCAGGUACAUCACUGAUGGCGUUGGAUAUUUUGAUGUCAGGAGUGAGAGCGACGAUUGGGUGAGGAUCGAGUUGGCGAAGAAUGAUUUGAUUAUCUUGCCUGCUGGGAUCUAUCAUCGAUUCACCACUAAUGCAGACAACUACACCAAGGCCAUGCGAUUGUUCAAGGAGGACCCCAAAUGGACCCCUCUUAACAGGAGCGAAGAGACAGACAAGAACGACUUCCGCCAGGGCUAUCUCAAGACGCGGGUUUCCGCCGCCCACUAGGCUUCUAGUCGAAGGCUAUCUCUCUCUUCAUCAAACGAAUUUCUGAUACUAAAUAUUUUACGGCGACAAUCAGGGCACAUAAAAAGCACGGAAACUGCGCCGGCCUCUGCCUUUAGGGCUGAGUUAACAUAUUCAUGGAUAUAAUAUAAACUUUCUCAUCUUCAUCUUCAAAAUCUCUUCAAAACUCGUUCGAAUCUUUAUUCCCAUUGGGCUUCAUCACAAGACCUCAAACCGUCACCAUAGACCCACGAU